Messenger RNA from Ctenopharyngodon idella (grass carp), 1577 nucleotides. It is a transcript of the gene epsti1, whose product is annotated as epithelial stromal interaction 1. The transcript is spliced from 11 exons. The record is from RefSeq and is a predicted model, not a curated record. The coding region runs from base 150 to 1235 and encodes 361 amino acids. Lineage: Eukaryota; Metazoa; Chordata; Actinopteri; Cypriniformes; Xenocyprididae.
UGCAUUAUGUUGCAUAUCGAUACUGGUGUUUAGCGGGGAAUCCCACACAGAGACAUGCCAAUACUGCCACCAGUCUGCUCUGCCACUGCCAGUGAUCAGCUGCUGUAGUUUAUGCAAUAGUCAAUAGACACGCAACAGAAUAUAGUAGCAUGAAUCAAUAUACAUAUCAAAAUCGUAAUAACGCAAGAAGCGGCGGAUAUAGAGGAAAUACAAUAAAUCAAGGGAGCAAUAUGACGGACAGCGAGCAAACGAAUGAAAAUGAAUGUGAGAAGAACUCACCUGAUACGCAAAACCCUCAGAAUCAGCCAACACAUGCUGAUGGAUUCACCAGGAUACCACCAAAUGAAUCAAGACGGAGCAAACUGCAGAGGAUUGCACAGAAAGAAGAGGAGGAUCUGAGGAGAUGGAAGGAAGAGAAUCGUCCUGGUCCCAUUCACCUACCUCCAGAGCAACUUGGUGGUGCAGUAUCGUUGGCAGAAGUUAGACAGAGACAGCAGAUGGAAGCACGCCAGUCAAAGCUGAGAAAAAAGCUCAUGAAAGAGGAAAUGGAUAGAAAAAAGAGACAGGCAGAGGAGGAGGAAAUUGAGAAGAUGAAGGCCAUACAGCGAGAGAAGGCCAAUAAACUAAAGAUGAGGACAAAGCAAGAAGAGGAACAGAGACAGGAGCGGUAUCAGCACGACAAACAAAUGAAAACCGAGGAGUUUCUUCAAAGAUUUGAGAGGUCCGUUUCUAUGGCAUCAAGCAAUACCAUACCAGCAUCAUCCUGGGGUAAAUCUCAUGAGUACAGGGAUUCCAGAAGAGAGGAGGAGAACGCAGGCCUGCUUAAGAUGAAAGAGGAGCAGAGGAGAAAGACAGAAAUUUUGGAGGAAAAACAAAAACAACAGGAGGAGGACAGGAAGAGACGGGCUGAAGCUGACCAUCGGCGGGUGAACUUGGCCUUUCUAGACCGUCUGGAGAGAAGUUCAGGUAGGGUGUCUGAACCCGUGACCCAAACCCCUGAAAGCAGUAAUGACUGGCUGGAUGAUGAUGACAAACCACAGGAUACAGCCUUAUCCACAGUACCCAACCCAUCACAGGUCCAUACAGACAGUGCAGAGGAGGAUGAUUCUGACCUUAUAUGGAACCUGAUGAAACUUCAGAAUAGGUUUCCAUACUAUGACAGAGAUAUGCUGGAAGACUUCGUGAAACAGUGUAAUGGUGAUUACCAGCAAGCAUAUGAGCUGUUAAAUGUGUAAAUAAACACUUGUGGUGUGUGGUGCUGAAUGAUAGCUGAAAAUUCGGCUGUUAUUUACACACCCAAAUGUUGUUUUGUGAGUAAAUAAUGUUUUUUGUGUGAACUGUCCAUUUAAUUAUUGAAGGCGCUGAGCUUUAACAAAACAUUCUAGUGUCCUUUGAACUGAAACAAAAACUUCUUUUUUAGUUUGUGCAGUUAUUUUUGUUCUGACAUAAAAUGGAUUGACACUAAGCCACAGAGAAAAGAAAUCAAAACAAUAAAUCAAGAUUUGAGUCUGCUGUGGGAACGUUUAUGGAUCCCAUGAGUACAGUUCACAGACUAAAUGAUGUAAAUGAUGUGCAUU